Molecule: messenger RNA, 3096 nt
Organism: Heteronotia binoei (common prickly gecko)
Lineage: Eukaryota; Metazoa; Chordata; Lepidosauria; Squamata; Gekkonidae
Gene: SLC43A1
Product: solute carrier family 43 member 1
Exons: 16
Coding region: 290-2023 (577 amino acids)
Biological process (GO): neutral amino acid transport; transmembrane transport
Molecular function (GO): neutral L-amino acid transmembrane transporter activity; L-amino acid transmembrane transporter activity
Source: RefSeq, a predicted model, not a curated record
UGAGUAACCUUAUCCGCUGCUGGAGGAGAGAGUCAAGAGACCCAGCCAGCGCUCUCCCCUCCAGCAUUUUGCGGACGACACCUUCGGGAAGGGGCGCGGAGAAGAAGGCGCGACUCCAUUUCAGCCCGCCUGCGAUUUGGAACGCGGGAGAGUUCCCAACUUGGGAGACGGACCAGGAAGCUCAAGUUAACUCUGAAACCGAAGAACUUCGGAAGGGUCAACCCCAAAUGUUCAAAACAAAAAAGCUUCCUUCAAAACUCAGCAUCCUGGUCUCCAAGCAAAAGGGAAGAUGGCACCAACCUUGCAGCAGGCCUACCACCGACGCUGGUGGAUGGCCUGCACUGCAGUGGUGGAAAAUCUCUUCUUCUCAGCUGUUCUGCUGGGCUGGGGCUCGCUGCUCAUCAUGCUCAAACACGAGGGAUUCUACUCAUAUGUGUGCAUAGGUGAUAACAGCACCAACGACUCCAUCACGGCUGACUUUUACCCAAGCUGUGUGGAACAGGAGGAAAUGCUCAACCUGGGUUUCACCAUUGGUUCCUUUCUGCUGAGUGCUACCACCUUGCCUCUUGGAAUACUGAUGGACCGAUUUGGCCCUAGGCCACUCCGCCUGGUUGGCAGUGCCAGUUUUGCUGUUUCCUGUGCUCUCAUGGCUCUGGCUGCUUACAACACAUCAGUUCUUUCCCCACUGAUUUUUCUUGGCCUUUCCCUGAACGGCUUUGGUGGGAUCUGCCUGACCUUCACCUCCCUAACUCUGCCCAACAUGUUUGGGAAUCUGCGCUCAACCUUUAUGGCACUCAUGAUUGGGUCAUAUGCGUCAUCAGCUGUUACCUUUCCUGGUGUCAAGCUUAUCUAUGACAUUGGAGUUUCCUUUAUCACCAUCAUGCUUUUCUGGUCCAGUCUGGCUUGCCUCCUCUUUCUCAACUGUUUGAUCAACUGGCCAAAGGAGUCCUUCCCAGCUCCUGAAGAAGCCAACUACACGAAGAAGAUCAAACUGAGCAGUCUAGCCCUUGAUCACAGAGUCACAGGUGACCGAUUCUACAUGCACGUGAAGGUUGUGGGGCAGCGGCUGAGCCAGAAAGCUCCACAUCUGGAUGGGAGCAAGGAAGAGCACUACCCGUCCAUUCAGGAUCUCCACAAUGAGGCCACAGAGUCUUCCCAGGCUGCAGGAACCAUCCCCUUCCGCCGUAGUGUCUGCUCUCCCAUCUUUCUGUGGAGUCUGAUUACAAUGGGCAUGACCCAGCUACGCAUCAUCUUCUACAUGGCAGCCAUGAACAAGAUGCUGGAGUUCCAGGUGACAGGUGGCGAAGAACAUGUAUCAGCUGAGCUGAGGAAUGAAGCUGAAGAAACAGUCAGCUUCUACUCAUCCAUCUUUGGUGUCAUGCAGCUACUAUGCCUGCUCACCUGCCCUCUCAUUGGUUAUGUGAUGGACUGGCGAAUAAAGGACUGCAUAGAUGGGCCAAGGAAUAUGGAUGCUGCUGAAAACACUAGAAAAGUGGUGAAAGGAAAACCACCCAAAGUUCGCUACCGUAAGAUCCAGAAACUCACGAAUGCUAUCCGGGCUUUUGUCAUUACCAAUCUGCUGCUAGUGGGGUUUGGUAUUACUUGCCUGAUCAACAACCUCCCUCUACAGUAUGUGACCUUCAUCUUUCACACUGUGGUGCGUGGCUUUUUCCAUUCUGCCUGUGGAGGACUUUAUGCUGCUGUGUAUCCAUCCAAUCACUUUGGGACAUUGACCGGUUUACAGUCGAUGAUCAGUGCUGUGUUUGCUCUUCUCCAGCAGCCACUCUUCAUGGCAAUGGUGGGACCACUACAUGGUGAUCCCUUUUGGGUGAACCUCACCCUUCUCAUCUUCUCUUUUGCGGGCUUCCUGCUCCCCUGCUACCUCUAUUACUUCCGCCACAAGGUUCUCCAGGAUGAAGCUACAAAAGAAGGGGCUCUAGAUCAGGCGAAUGGUACAUCAGUGAAACUCCAGGAUGGUGCAGCUGCCAAUGGCUUGUUGAGCAGCAAUUCUACCACUGCAUAAGUCAGGGACAGGAAAUGUGGGGAACUUGUGGCUGACAGAGAAUGGAAUCCAAGUGCCUAGCAGAUGGUGUGAGAUGCUGUUGGUGAGGUGCAGGGAAAUAUACUGUGAGAAUUUUAUACUUGGAACUAUGAAAAUAACCAAGGUGCUUUUAAUUCUCAACAAAUGAAUAUCUAUAUUUAUAUGUAUCUAUGGUUUAUAUAUAAAAAGGAAGAGAACUCUAUUUUUACAGAGUAUUUUAAACAGCCUUAUGACUGUUUAAAUAGGUGGUUAGGACAUCGAUCAGUGAGCAUCAGCGACCUGGAAUAUGUCUCGUUUAUAAAAAGGUCUCUUGUAAAGAGGUGUCUACAACUAGCUCACAGUACUUAAACAGCACUUUCCAAUCAUAGCCUCAGCGUCCAGUGUUGUUAGGGUGAGGGGUGAGCAAGUUACCUUUAUCAUUCUCUUCUUCUCUGUAUGGCAGUCAUUACAGCUAAAGCCAGGGGAUGAGCUGAACACAGAGAACUCCCGAUGAAAUGUUUUCUGUCAGCUGACCCUAGUGAGUCACAGAUGUUUCCUCUGCUUGCUUGUAUCCUGGCAGCUGAUUGAAAAACUAGAUGUGAUAUUAGGACAUUGUUUAACUGGUAAUUCUGAAAGUCCAGCCUUCCCUUCUCCUUUUCCAAGCUUCUUUUUAUAAAACUGUCUCCUCAAAAAUAGCCUCACAAAAAAUGAAGCCCUGACAGCUUCUUAGAUUUUUUUUCACAGGGUUGGACUCCUGUCUAAGCAGAAAUUAUGAUAGGAGCUGCUAAGUGACAGAACCAAAACAAACAAACAAAACAAACUGGCAGGUUUUAAUCUGAUCCAAGUAAUAUUGAUUCAACAGGAUUUGCAUACGGGAGAACGGACCUUCCAUUUUGAAUUAUCUUCCUUGGAUUGAAUCCUUGCAUAAAGGAAAUGUUGUUGUUGCCUGCUAGAAAUGAAUUAGCUUUUACAUUAUGUAGCCUGACCCCAAAGAAAUAACUUACUUGUAAAUUUAUAUGCUGCCUUUCCACUGGAAACUGUCCCUAAGGGACUUUACAGUAAAACCCUACACUGUA